AUGGUGCGACGUAGUCCCGAGGCCCCCAGUCCUACUCCUGGGGGACAGACCGCCCCGGGCUCCUCGAUCUACCCACCGGAGUAUAUAUGGAAUUCCCUCUCUGAUACCCAACGGGACUCAUUUAUGUCUACUGUGUCCGCUUCCCUUGUUGCGGCCGACGGACAGCGCAAGCGCCCACGUACAGAUCUCACUACGGAGGAGGAUGCCAACGACGGUAGGGUCCCGUCUCUUGUGUUGCCAGUCCUUCCCCGCUUCCCCGGUCUAGACCGUGCUGCCAUUAUAGCCGUUUUUGAGCACACCUUUCGCCCGAAGAAGGACCUCAUAAAACUUCGUAGCCCUGAGUUCAAAGCCUCAGCUCUGGAUGGCGAGUCUUUUGACUUAAAAUCCACAUCAUCUGGUCUGCAAUUCCGCAAAGUGGUUUCAAUCAAGGACUGGGGAUAUGACGCAUCCCUCUGGGCGCAUUGCUUCAGCAAUUAUGUCGCUAUCUGGUGUGAAUUUUUCGCUGCCAAGCACCCUUUAUGCAUCAGUGGAAUGGUCCUUUUUUACCGCCGCGUUUGUGACCUUGCUAGGGCAUAUAAAUGGCAGGAUUGUAUCUUGCAAAUGGCCCUGGACCACCACCAGAUGGUCAUCGAUAAAGGCGACCUCACCGUUUCACUUAGUGACUGGGAAAUUGGCAAAGCCCUCGAAAGCUCUUACCUACGCCCUGACAACGUGCUUCCAGCGAAGACGGCGCCGACUACCUCAACCACCCGGUCAACGCGCUCUUCCGCUGCCCCAAAUAACGAUACCGUCGAGCUCGCCGGGGCCGGCCCCGAUAUAGGUCACUCGCUGUCGCCGCCAACUAGCUGGCCAGCCCGGCGUCCCAAUACAUGUGUUCAGUUUGAGGUCUUCGACCCCUCCCUCCCGCCCAUGGGUGAUUCCGCUUCUCCCUUCAUUGCCUCGGCAUGGAAAACCCUCCUUGAACACUAUCCUGGCAAUCUAGGAACGAUUUGCAGCGGCAUCCUUACGUUUGGCUGCCGCCUCGGUUGUACGACCCCGCCGAGAUACCGUCGAACCCCUAAUCACCGCAUUGAGGAACCCUCCUUUAUCACCCAGAAGCUCUCGGAUGACCUAUUAUGCCGCCGGGUGCAACUAUGCACUGGCCCCGUCGUUGUUUCCCCAUUAGGGCUUGUGCCUAAACACGACGGGGGCUGGCGCCGGAUACACGAUCUUUCCUACCCGCCGGGUCGCAGUGUCAACGAGUCCAUCCCCGACUCUGCUUCCGCUAUACAAUAUAUCUCCAUGGAUAAUAUCCUUGAUCUCAUACUCACUUCUGGACGAGGAUGCUACAUCAUCAAGCGCGACAUCAAGGAUGCCUUCCGCAAUAUCCCCGUCGCCCCAGGUGACCGGCCCCUCUUAGCCUUCUCGUGGGAUAGCAAGACUUACAUGGAGUGUUGCCUCCCAUUCGGCCUUACAACUGCACCCUUCAUCUUCAAUCUUUUUGCCGAGGCCCUUAAUUGGCUCCUAACUGCCUACUUGCCCUUGGCAUUUAUCGUUCAUUACCUUGACGAUUUCAUCUCAAUUUUUCCUUCCUCCGUUGGAGAUGUCUCUCAAGCCCUCACCGCUUUCAAUGCCGUUUAUAUCCCUCUCACGGAUGCGUUAGGCAUCCCGCGGAAUGACUUGAAAGAUGCCGCGGGCACUGUGGUCAGUGUCCUUGGGGUCGAAAUCGACACAACACUCCUGCAGGCCCGCAUGCCUCGCGAUAAGUUAACACGCGCAUCUUCCGAGGCCGCGUCACUACUACAGCUGGAUCGUGUCUCGCAUAAAGCUUUUCAACGUGUAGUCGGUUUCCUCCAACACUGCUCAACGGUGAUCCGUCUUGGUAGAGCCCGCCUCCAGUCGCUCUAUAGCGACCUCGCGUCCUUCCCACCUCACCAGCGCUCUGUCCGUCGCCUAUCCCAUGAUAGCCGCGAGGAUCUCGCGUGGUGGAGGGACACUCUCCCGUUAUUCAACGGUAUUCAUUUCUUCGAGAAGAGCCGCCCCCUAGUUGCCCUCUACACAGACGCGUGCGACUCAGGUCUGGGCCUCUUUUUCUUCAAACCGCCCUCACGGGACUCCGCCAGGGACUGGAUGUCUGCAGCGCCGUACCUGCCUUCCACCCACGCGGCUAUUGUGGACGCCUCUUCCGCCUGCGGCGACGUGGCCCACAUUAACAUCAAGGAGGUCUCCGCGAUCCUGCAGGCCUUCCUCCUAUACAGCCCCCAUUGGGCUCAUCAUCGUGUCCUCGCUUUCACGGACAGCGCUGUCGCAUUUCAUGGCCUGUCUAAGCAGGCACUUCGUGGGCCGGCUCAUCGCCAUCUGCUCAUGCUUUUCAGCAUAGCAGCCGCCCUUGACAUCGAAGUCCAGCCACACUGGCUACCUUCAUCGGAGAACCUGCUAGCUGAUGCACUAUCCCUGGACGAGCUCCUUUCCCUUGCUCCGCCAGCCUGGUUCUCCGGCCAGCGUAUUUUCGUGAAUGCUGGCCAUGCAAAGCUGGUCUGGAAUGGUCUCGCCGAGGGAACUAGGAGAGGAUAUCGUUCCGCGCAGCACUCAUACGCCCGUACAUGUGCUCUUCUUGGAGUGCAGCCGUGGCCAGCAACAGCCCCGGCGAUCUGCACUUGGCUAACGGAACGUCUGCUUGGCGCGGGUAGUUCCCCACCGGUAAAGCCCGAUUCAGCUAUGUCCGAGCUCUCGGCUCUCCGCGCGUAUCACAUCGACAAUGGUCUACCUGACACCAUUUUUGACCUCCACGCAAAGCAUUUCCGUCGCAUGGUCGAUGGCGCUCGCCGACUGCAACCUCCCCGUCCAAAGCGGAUUCGCAAUCCAAUCUCUCGUGCCUCAGUCAUAACCCUUUCAGGGAAUAUCUCACAUCUCCCUGCCCAACCGCUAAAGCUCUCGGAAGCCCAGAAAAAUGAUCUCAAUCUUGCCGUGGCUGCCCGCGUCGCCUUCGCCGGAUUUCUUCGGGUCGGAGAGUUCACAUACUCAGCGGCUGACCGUAGAAAUACCCAGGUCUUCGCCGGUACCAAAUUAACCCGGGGGGAUAUCAGGUUCUCCCCCACCAUGGACCACGUCCUCCUUACCUUGAAGAGAAGCAAGACCGACAGAAACCACGAAGGUGUCAAUAUUGUCCUAGCAGCGACAAACGAUGCAGCCUGCCCCGUCGAAGGCCUUUCUAAGCUAUUCCUCCAUGACUCCCAACCCAUGAUUGCCCCCUUAUUUACGCUCUCUACCGGGCCUUUUUCUUCAUCCGCCUUCCAACGUGCGGUUAUCUCUAAGCUCCAACGUGCCGGGGAAGAUACCACGGGACUUAAGGGUCACAGUUUCAGGAAAGGGGCAGCACAACACGCCUUCGAUGCAGGCUUAAGAAAUGAUCACAUCCAAGCCCUUGGGCGAUGGUCUUCGGAAGCUUUCCGUCUUUACUUUACGACGCCUACGACAACACUGUACGCCUGGAACCGUCAAUUCCAGACUGGUCAUCCAACUCCAGUCUCAUCUUCCGUACCACCGGCCCCUCCACCAUCCUCUUUUGGCCCACCGGGUCACAUGGGCCCGCCUGCAGCCCUCACGGCGCUGUAG
This is a messenger RNA of Penicillium pulvis, 3594 nucleotides long. RefSeq lists its product as uncharacterized. The record is from RefSeq and is a predicted model, not a curated record. Gene Ontology annotation, molecular function: DNA binding. Bases 1 to 3594 code for a protein of 1197 amino acids. Gene Ontology annotation, biological process: DNA integration; DNA recombination. The transcript is spliced from 3 exons. NCBI's taxonomy places the organism in Eukaryota, Fungi, Ascomycota, Eurotiomycetes, Eurotiales, Aspergillaceae.